UUUGUUAUCUUUCAUUAAAAUUAAUUUCUUACAGUGGUAAAAAUGGCAAGGGCUUAUACUAAAAAUGACUGUGGUAACUAUGGUAGGCACAUGUCUAAUGUUGAUUGAAACCGUUGUUACAGUGUUACUGAUUUAUGAACUGUACAUUUCAUAUUGGAGUCUUAUGCCAUUAUUGUGCCAUUGCUUUAUAAAAUCAUUCAUAACUUAAAUGUUAGGGUUGCUCUGGAUGAGUUUAGAAUUAAUAAUAUCUAUACAGUAAAUAUAUCUAGCAUAACUAAAGCCACACCACUGAGAGUUAUAGCUGACAAGCAACUCGGUAUGGUCUUGUGGCCAAUAUGAAUCCAUUAUUUUUGCUUUGCUACAGCAGAAAUGUAUAAUUCCAGUGGAGAUUUUGGCAAUGUUAGGUCAAAACAAUAUAUCUGUGUUCCUUAAUCAGGAUUCCAGGGUCCACUAAGGGGAUCAAGAUUAUUUAAAUUGGUUAAAAAUAACACAAAACAAAACACUGUAAGCUAAAAAAAAACUAGAAGGAAAAUCUAGAUUUUGUUUGGUCAUUUUUUUAUAAAUAUCUUUCUAGUAAGACUCUAGAAUAUUUUAUUAGAAAAAAAGUUUGUGAGGGUCUUCAAAUAUUGCAGACAAUAGAGUACCUUGAAGUCAAGGAGGUUGAGAUCAACUGUAUUAAAUAAGUAAAAAAGUUUUUUUUUGUUCUCCACUGGAUGUCACUGUUUCAAUAUGUGUGGUGUUUUUUUUUAGUUUUUAGUCAUUAUGUUGUCAUACUGUUACUGUACUGUAUGUAUUCAAAGGUAUCACAGUCAAAGGGAAUACAGCUAAAUCAAACCGUAACAUAUAUACAAAAUGUAUUUUAUUAACUAUAUGACAGACUGUAUACAUGAAAUCUGUACGCAGCCAUGUUGAGCUUGGUGUGACGUGUUUUCCUGUUUCUCACAUUUCCUUUAAUCUUUCACUUAAAGCUUUCUAGUUUGGUUACUUAGCUUCCUGUCUAAACAGAUGCUGUGUGAGAGUAAGAUGAGUCUUACAAAUGUUGACAUAUAGCAUGUAGUUGAUAUAUUUUAUUUCUUUGAUCAGUCUAUAAUUUUAAAUGCUCUUAUUUUAUCAAUAUUAAUCAUUCUUAAGCUAAAACUGAAGCACUAUUUGACCAUGACUGUGUCCACCUUGUGUUUUCAUUUGAUAUUUAUUUUAUUUGUCUCCCAAUGCCAAAGUAAAACAUGUUCACCAGGAUUUUACACAAAAGGAUCUAACUGUUUGCCGUGUGAGGAUGGUACUUUUCUGGCCUAUAGUAAUGCCCGUGAUUCUUGCCUGCCUUGCGAUACCUGUGAUACUGCCGGUGAUGAAGUUGAGGUCAAACCUUGCACAACAACACAGAACAGAGAGUGCAGAUGUAAACCUGAGUUUUACAGAUCUGAUACAUUUUGCAAACCCUGUAAUAUCUGCAGUAACUGCGCAGAAUGUACAAACUGCGAAAAGAAAUGCAACCCACAAAACAGAUUUACAACCACAAGGCCAAUUUGUGCGGAAGGCGAAUUUCUGGAUUUCCGAAAAUGUCGAAAAUGUUCAAAAUCUAACUGCAACAUUGAGGCAUGUAAAUCCUUUUGUGACGAACAAGAUUUGAAACCUCAUUAUGAGUCACUCUUGUUGUUGUCUUUGAUAAUCGUGAUUAUAUUGGGAGGUUUUCUGUGUCUUCUUCUCAUAUGGUUCUACAAAAAGAGAAGGCAUUGCUUGCGAGCAAAAAACUGGCUGCAACCUCCAAACAUUCAGAUUAAACCAGAUCAUCCUAAUGAUUUGUUCAUCGUUCCUUCAACAACGGUGAGAAAUAACUUGGCUUGCAAUGAAACCAUCAUCAAACCUCGCUCUGGUGCUCCAGUGACCACCUGUCCACACAACAUCAUUAGUGGAGAUUGGCACAGCAUCAUGACCCCCUUGAUUCCAAAAGGCGACUCAAAAUUGAUUCAGAUUCUACAGAAAGAGUUGUGGCCAGCACCGGUGCUCUACACUAUCAUAAGAGAGAUUCCCGUGCAACGUUGGAAGGAGUUUUUACGACUGCUCUCCAUGACAGAUGAUCAGAUGGAACGAAUUGAACUGGAGGCAGGCCCAUCCUAUCUAGAAAAGCAAUACGUGAUGCUACGUCUGUGGAGCCAAAGCGGCGAGGCAAAGCUGGAGAACAUCUACUCAACGUUACACUACAUGAACCUGUCAGGCUGCGCCCAGGAACUGCAAGAAAAGCUAGAGCAACUCCAAAAUGUGAACACUCCUUCAUCAUGACAGUAUCUUCUUAUGUGUGAGAGUUGCAUUCGAAUUUUGCAACAGUGGACACUGUGUUGCAGACUUUUAUAUUAUUAACAGGUUACUGUCACUAUAAUAAUUGAGCAAAUCUAAAUUAUUUAGCGCUGUUGUUAUGGUAUUUUUCAUCAGUUGUUUGUAUUUUUGUAUUUUAAGUUCUUUGUGCCACAGGAAGUAAUUACAGUACUGUACAAAUGUGAAUAGUUUAAAGGGGACAUAUCAUGAAUUGAAGUGCUAUAAUUGGGUCCCCAGUGCUUCUAUCAAACUAGAAAGUGUGACAAAGAACAUUUAGGUCAUUGAAAUUUGGCCCCUUAACAAUACCGCCCCUUACUCUGCACUAUAGAGACAGAGCGCAGUUAUGCAAAGUUGAAAACCACGCCCACCGGGGGGAAAACAAUCCAACUGUCUCCAUUGACUUUGUAUUGCGAGAGGCUGCCUCCUUGUCAUUUCUGGCUUAUAACAAAAAACAGAAUAAUGCCUAAAAGCUGCUGUGCGACAAUGUAAACAGCUAACAAGCCAAAAAAACAGAAAUAAGUUUUUAUAAGCUGUCGAGCCGUAAAACCCAGCCUUUAAGGAGAAAAAAGUGGACCCCGUUCUACUAAUAGGAGUACUAUGAAAAGUUGCCUGUUUCCACUUUUGUGUCUUUAAACGCUCGUUUUUUUGUCGACAGCUUAUAAAAACUUAUUUACAGAUAAAACUUAAAAACAGAAUAAUGCCCAAAAGCUGCUGUGUGACAAGGUGUACAGCUAACAAGCAAAAAAAAAAACAGAAAUAAGUUUUUAUAAGUUGUCCAGCCGUAAAACCCAGCCUUUAAAGCAACACUAUGUAGUUUCCAUGUAAAAAUGACUUACAGCUCCCCCAUGUGGUUGAAAAGCGCAACAGUGCCUGGUAUUAGACACUCUUCUGCAGGCAGAGGCGGGGCUGUGUGCUCUACCCUCCACCGCCACUUUCAAAGUGUGCUUGUAGCAGCUAAGAGGCUGCUCAGGUUACAGCAACAGUACAAUUUGUCCAGUUAAAAGUUGUUCUAUCACUGAAAUAAUGUUAGAGACAUUAUUUAAAGGUAAAAAAACUACAUAGUGUUGCUUUAGGGAGAUAAAGUGGAUCGCCGACUACGUUUCCCUCUAGUGGGCGCAGUUCUAUUAAUACUAGUACUAUGAAAAGUUGCCUGUUUCCACUUUUGUGUCUUUAAAAGCUCGUUUUUUGGGGUCGACGGCUUAUAAAAACUUAUUUCUGUUUUUUUUUUUG
Messenger RNA from Misgurnus anguillicaudatus (oriental weatherfish), 3540 nucleotides. RefSeq names its product tumor necrosis factor receptor superfamily member 25. Gene Ontology annotation, cellular component: membrane raft; signaling receptor complex. Gene Ontology annotation, molecular function: tumor necrosis factor receptor activity; tumor necrosis factor binding. The record is from RefSeq and is a predicted model, not a curated record. Lineage: Eukaryota; Metazoa; Chordata; Actinopteri; Cypriniformes; Cobitidae. Gene Ontology annotation, biological process: immune response; inflammatory response; signal transduction.